Molecule: messenger RNA, 6717 nt
Organism: Aquila chrysaetos chrysaetos
Lineage: Eukaryota; Metazoa; Chordata; Aves; Accipitriformes; Accipitridae
Gene: REST
Product: RE1 silencing transcription factor
Exons: 3
Coding region: 219-2906 (895 amino acids)
Biological process (GO): regulation of gene expression
Cellular component (GO): nucleus
Source: RefSeq, a predicted model, not a curated record
ACGGGACCCCCGCUCGCCCGCCGAGGCCGAGCGCAGUGUGUGGAAGGGGGGAAGCCCUCGCCCCGGGGUCUGCCUCCCACUGCCCCAGGGCCUCGGCGAAGGGGUUUAAUUUUCUGGCGUUACCCCGAGGGCUGCUUGGACAGCACGAAGCAGAGGAGGCUUCUCCACGAUUCGGGUUCUUACAGGUGUUCCUUGUCUCUUCCAACAGAAUCACUGCCAUGGCAACUCAAGUUCUGGGACAGUCUGGUGGCAGCAGCCUCUUUCCUGGCGGUGCUAAUAUUGGUAUGGCAUUGUCCAAUGACAUGUAUGACUUACACGACCUUUCUAAAGCUGAGCUGGCAGCUCCUCAGCUUAUUAUGUUGGCAAAUGUGGCCUUGACGGGAGAAGUCAAUGGCAACUGCUGCGACUACCUGGUUGGAGAAGAGAGGCAAAUGGCGGAACUGACAACGGUGGGGGACAGCAACUUCUCAGACAGCGAUGGAGAGGGCAUGGAAGAUACCCAGGCUGCGGAGAGCGACCGCGAGGCACCUGAAAAUGUGGAAUUAAGCUCUCUUGAAGUUCCUAGUGUGGAAACCCAAGGUGCAGCUUCUUGCCCCCCUCCUAAGACUCCCAGUGUGGACAAAGAUGUCUCAUUGGAAGCACCGGGUACUCCAGAAAGCACAGAGGACAAGUGUAAGAACUUGAAGAGCAAGCCGUUUCGUUGUAAGCCUUGCCAGUAUGAGGCAGAGUCCGAAGAGGAGUUUGUGCAUCAUAUCAGGGUUCACAGUGCUAAGAAAUUCUUUGUGGAAGAAAAUGCAGAAAAGCAAGCCCAGGUGAAGGAGUCUGAUUCGUGCACUGCAGAAGAGGUGGAUUUCUCUAAGGGCCCAAUCCGUUGUGAUCGUUGUGGCUAUAACACUAACAGAUAUGAUCACUAUCUGGCUCACUUGAAGCACCACAACAAAGCAGGGGAAAAUGAGAGAGUCUACAAGUGUACCAUAUGCACUUAUACUACUGUCAGUGAAUAUCACUGGAAGAAACACCUAAGAAAUCAUUUUCCCAGGAAAGUGUAUACCUGCUCACAAUGCUCCUAUUUUUCAGACAGGAAGAACAAUUAUAUUCAACAUAUUCGAACUCACACAGGAGAGCGACCCUAUCAAUGUGCGAUGUGUCCUUAUUCCAGCUCUCAGAAGACCCAUUUAACCAGGCACAUGCGCACCCACUCAGGUGAGAAGCCAUUCAAAUGUGAUCAGUGCAGCUAUGUGGCCUCAAACCAGCAUGAAGUAACUCGUCACGCAAGGCAGGUUCACAAUGGGCCGAAGCCUCUGACUUGCCCACACUGUGACUACAAAACAGCUGACCGCAGCAAUUUCAAAAAGCACGUUGAGCUCCACGUCAAUCCGCGCCAGUUUCUCUGUCCUGUUUGUGAUUAUGCAGCAUCUAAAAAAUGUAACCUGCAGUAUCACAUCAAAUCCAGGCAUCCCGAUUGUUCUGACAUCACCAUGGAUGUUUCAAAGGUGAAGCUACGGACUAAAAAGAGCGAAGCUGACUUUUCUGAGAGCAUUAAUGACAAAGCAGAGAAGGAACAAAUGAAAGGGGAUUCAGCUGCAAAGAAAACUGAGAAAAUUGUGAAAGUGGAGAAAAAAGAUAAUUUGGCAAAGGAAAAGAAACCAACGAGCAAUGUUUCUGCAGGUCAGGUGACAACCAGAAGUCGGAAAUCGGCUUCAGAAAACAAGGAGGUGGAUAUUAAAACGGAGAAAAAUACUGAGAAAACAUGUAAAACAAAGAAGAUCAAAAGAAAGGCAGAGACUGAAGUAGCUUCCUCAAAGCAAGAGCCUGUAAAUGAUACCUCAGCAGUAAUAAAAAAGAAAAAGAAAGUGGAAGCUAAACCCAGAGACUGCCAGGAAGCUCAGAAAAGUGACGUUGUACCGGAGGAGGACCCUAAAAAGCAAAAUUCUUGCCUCAAGAAAAACAGAAAAAAGAAAGCUCUGAAAAAUAAGCACAGUAAGAAAAGCGGUAAACUCGAUCAGGAGAAGAUCGAGGAAGAGGAGAUGCCAGAUGAGUGUCAUGUCAUGGAAGAUGAUGGAUGCAUGAAGCCUGACACUGAGGGCAGCGACCAGAAGGAGCAAGAUCGCACUGACACAGCAGCAUUAAACAAUGAUAUUGGUCAUGCUCUGAAGGGGGAGAGCACUGAUCCCAACGGAAGCUGCAUGCAAGACCCAGGGCAGCUUUGUCUGCCAGCUCAGGAUGCAAACACAGAAGCUGAGGUAGAGGACCAAGAAAUGCUUGCUGCAGCAGGAGAGAGCAAAGACACUGUUGGUGAAAAAGAGGAGGAGAGAAAGGCAGACAGAGGGGAAGACGCUUGUUCUGAGGAAUCUUCCCAUGCAGCGUCUUCUGAAAAAAGCUUGGAUGUGCCCAUGGAUGUGGUACCAGAUCUGGCGCCUGAGAAGGAGCCAGAGGAAACUUUUGCGGCAGAAACUGUGAGUAACUCAGACCUGAUGGACCUGACCAAGACACGCCUGCCAGCACCAGAGCCAACAGAAGAUGCCGUGCCGGCACCUGCGCCCCCAGAAGGGUGUACGGAGAGCCCUAAAGUAGCUCUGGCCUUAUCAUCUCCGGAUAAUACAGCAGUGAAUGAAUCUCAGGAAAUGGAUGAGGAUGAGGGCAUCCACAGCCACGAAGGCAGCGACAUAAGUGACAACAUAUCGGAAGGAAGUGAUGACUCGGGGUUAAAUGGCGCUCGCUCCGUACAAGAGGAAACAAGUCCAAAGGCAUCACAAGGAGCUGCAGACACCACAGUGGCCAGGGAGAACUAUGUGUGCAUUUUUUGUGACCGCUCAUUUAAAAAGGAAGGUGAAUAUAGCAAGCACCUCAAUCGCCACUUAGUCAAUGUGUAUUAUCUUGAGAAGGCAACAAAAGGGCAGGAGUAGAAAUAGCUGUGGUUUGGGGGAAUCAUCUUUUGUAAGAUCUUAUACAGCUUAUGUACAGAUAUUGUAGAUUUAUUUUUUUUUAAGCACGGUUUGCUUUAGUGUCUGCAUUGGUUUGUUUUUUGGUUUAGUUUUUUUUUUUUUUAAGUUGAAAAUAUUUUUGACAACUUUUUGUGUAAUGGUGAACUCAUUAACUAUUGGAUCUCUUCAUUAGAGAAGGCAGGUAGGGUGUAUGAGGCUGUAAAGUCAGUGUAAGCUUCUAGUCUGUUAGCUUAUGCGAUUCCUUUAUAAAUUGAGUUUUAGGAAGAAGACUGUAGUUAACAAUACACAAGUUGGAUGUUUAUAGAGCCAUUGGCAUUAGUUGCUUUUUGUUCUAGCAGCCAACUCCUUCUCUCCCUCCCCUCUUCCCUUCCCCCUUUUUUUUUUAGUUCUUCUUGAUGUGUCUUGAUGUUCCAAGUGUUAAACUACUUGAUGGUUUUUCUACCAGGAAGAUAGCUUCUAUUACAUAAAGAGCACUUUGUAAAAGAAAUCAAAGUUGGCUAGUGAUGAACAUAACUGUUUAAGAUAAUUAUAAUUGUGAACGUACAUUUCAGAUCCCCUAAGUGUGAAUGGUGAGCCAAAAUUUGGGAGUAGUCCUUCCAACUUUUGAUUGGAGAACCUCUGUCUUGGUUAAUAUCUUAAUGACUAUGAUAUGUAAUUGGUUUUGUUGAGGGGGAGCAAGUCUGUUACUUUUAAUUUCUGCCUUUUUUUUUUUUUUUUGAUUGUGCUUUAAGGGCUUAAAAUAUUGCACAUUGUUUUUGAUUUUUACCUAUGCAGUUUAAUCCUUUAGGAAUAGCGCUUGUGCAGUACAUGUACACUUUAUAUAUGCAUGUUUGGUUUUGUUUGUGUAAGAUUUUUUUUUAUUUGGAAAGGUUCAGAUUCGUUGCUUACCAUGGGACAGUUUUCUCUGAUGCUUUUUACUGCAGAUUUUUCUUGUUUUCCUGGGAUAUUAUUAGUUGUGCAUGAAGCUGAAAUUAUGAACUGCUUGGCUAGAUAUUUUUGACUGGCUUUAAAAUUGUAUAGUUCUUGAGCAAAAGGAUACCAAUGCAAUUUCAAAACACUAUUUUAUAGGAUUUGUUUUAUCAUGGAAAUGCCACUUCUGGUAUUUUGAAUACACAUACAGAGUAAUAAAUACUAAUUUAUAAUUUGGGAUCACCAGACAGGAAAAUGCUCACUCUCAGUGGAAAUGGUCUGCAGAUUCUCCAAGUCCAGCUGUGAUGAUGAUUUUUUUUUUUUCCUCCCUCUUCAUUUGUGUGGUGGACAGCAGUCAAACUUCACAAGCUUAAAAAAAAUAAAAUAGUAGCAGUGAUAUAAGUAUGGUUCAACAUCUCGCACACCAAGAAAACAAAUAAAGGUAAAUCAACUGGUAAGCAACAAACCUGGCAUUAAAAACUGUAGGAAUUCCUGCUCCUUAUUCAUUCAAGUUGCAUUUAAUAAAAUCAUCCUGCUUCCAUGCAGAGAGAAGCUCGUAAGUGAUCAGAUUGUCAUCUUGGGUCUACAUGUCAUACCAGGAGUUUUUAAUGCUAAACAGAAUUAAUUUCUGGCACACACAAACACAGGAGAGCUACUUACUGCUUGUAGCCAACCAGUGGCAAAAUGUAAACAACCUCCAAACCAGCAGGGAAAAAGCAAAACCCUCCAGUCCCUUCUGUGCACUCUUCUGACUGUCAUUAGCCGCCUUUCCCGUGGGAGCAGUUGCGGGCAGCUUAGAUUCUCUGGUUGUCAACUCCAAAGAAGCAAAUUUGGAGGCAGGUGUUAUUUCGAGAGUGGAGUUGAGGAGCUCAGAUGGUAUUUGUCAGAGUACUUGAUGGCAAAUACUCUCACUGUAAGGUCUGGAAUAAACCCUAUUCUUCUCUGCAUGUCCCCCCCCCAGCAUCUUCCCCUCCACACAAACCCACUGCCUUGAAUGAAUAGAGAGCAACAAUGCUACAUUGCUUCUGCUUUUGGGAGAGAUUGGUAAUAGGAGGCCAAAGAUUUGAGAGGGAAGGCAUCCCUCGUGGCAGAAAUAAAUUGUAUAAUGUAUAGUGAGUUUUUGUUUGCUUAGAUAGUGUUCAAUCCUUACCUUGGCUGCGACAAUCAUUGUCAACUGAAGAUCAAGUUGCAACUAUAUUUAUGUUAAAUGUUAAGAAAAUAAACCUAGUUGAAUUGUUUUCCUAAACAACCAGUUGUAAUAGUCUUAGAUGUAUUUUUUUUCUUCAUAAUAGUGUUUCCUUUAUAUAAAUGUUGCCACCAUUUGUGAGCGAUGUGAGCUGGGAAUUCCAGUACUGUGUAGAGGUUUUAUAGCUCUCUUCAUAUCCUUGCGAAGAGCCUUUGCCAUCUUGUGAGAGACUUCAAGGACUUUAGCUAUGUUCAAAUAAACUUGUGGACUGGCCUGAUAAUUUUUUCCUCGUUGUUUUUAAAUGAAAAUAAUGGUGUUGACUGACUUUAAAUGUCUCUCUAUGAGAUUAAAAACAAAGAUGUGGUUCUCUGGGAUAUUCUGCUGCACAUUUCUGUGAAGUGGUCAAGGUUUCAAUGCUUGAUCUGACAAGAACUCUUUGAAGACGACAGUCGGCUCCUGUUCGGCAGUGUUUCUUACCACAAGAUUAGAAACUGAAAAUAAAUUAUUAACAUAUUAAGAAGAAGAAAAGUUGAUUCUUUCUAUCUGAGACCCAUCAACAAUGUCCUGAAAUACCUAAUGUUGGCACAGAACUGUGUUGGAAUUCUCUGCUUGGUUAAGACCAAGGUUUGGGAGUAUGUUAUGGUAAAGCAGCAAGGAUGUAAUGCAUUAUGUGUACCUGAAAUGUACAUUGCUAAUACUGAGUAUUUGAGCUGGGGUGCAGGUCAGGUAACCCACCAUAUACGGUGGUCUUACAUUGCUGUAUCUCCCUUUAAACAAUGCCUUUUUUCCUUUUUCCUUUUUCAAUAUUCUUAAAUUAUUUUGUGUUGGUUUUGCCAAUGCUAGUAUUUUUGUAGUUUCUUGGCAAUAAUACUUGUACGAAUGUUCAACCUCCAAUAUGUGGUUGGAAGGAUUAGCACACCGCUACCCCUACACUGCCAGCCCUUGGUUGAGCAACGUGGUGUUUUGGGCUUUUGCUGUAUGAAUCUAUACGCUCAAAGUAACUGCCCUGAGACAUGGCCUAGAAGUGGGUAGCUAGGCAUUAAUAAUCCAUGGUAUUGUAAUUGCUAUUUCUGGAUUUUGAUGGUCUAGGCUGGAACUUUAGUUGUUUAAAGAAGAAUGUUUAACAACUGACAGGCCAGUUAAGAUAUGGUAACAUCAUUGAUUUCAACAAAUUUAAUUGAUUUCAACAGAUUUAAUGUAGCUGAAAGGUAUUAAAUCAAAUUCAAGAGUUUUCUUGAAUGUCAGUUGUGUAGAUAUGUGGCGUGCAUACAAUAUUAACAGAAUCCAAAUAGCUAAUGGAAUUGUUUCAUGUGUAUAUAUAUUUUCCCCCUCUAAAAUUACACUAGCUAACAAACUUUUGUAAGCUGGCAUGGAAACAUGUUUAUGAUGUUUAGUUGCACCAUGUUUGAUGCUUUUACAGUGCAAUACUUGUAUUCUCUGAAUUAAACCAAAGGUAAUUUUUUUUCAUGCUCUCUCUACUGUAGUGCAUGACAGUCUUUUCUACGUUUGUAAUAGAUGUAAAACAAACCAGAUCAUACAUCCUGUUUUUACCUAAAACAUGUAUAAGAAGUCUUUGGUCCAAAAUGUAGUAUAAAGUUAAACUAAAUUGCAUUAUAUUAACCCUUACAAGUGUAUUUUCCUAAGCAUAGUUAUGAUUAAAUAAACUUUAUUAAGGAA